AUGACCAGCAAUGUAGAUGCUAAGCUGCUGAAGCAGACCAAAUUCCCACCAGAGUUCAGCAAAAAGGUGGAUAUGACCAAGGUGAACAUAGAGGUCAUGAAGAAAUGGAUUGCCGGAAAGCUUUCAGAAUUACUCGGCAACGAAGAUGAUGUUGUCAUUGAGCUCUGUUUUGGCUUACUCGAGAGCUCAAGAUUUCCCGAUAUCAAAGCCCUUCAAAUCCAAUUGACCGGUUUUUUGGAUAAAGACACGCCCAAAUUCUGCCAGGAGUUAUGGAACCUCUGCCUUAGUGCUCAAUCUAGUCCUCAAGGUGUCCCCAAGGAACUGCUAGAAGCGAAGAAGCAGGAAUUAAAACAGGAAAAGUUGGAUGCAGAAAGAGCCGCGGAAGAGGCACGCCGACGCAAAGAACAAGAACGCGAGCGCGAAAGAGAACUGGAAACUAUCAGACAAAAAGAGAGGUCGGAUCGCAAUCGUGGGUUCCGCGAUAAUAGAGGUGGUCGAGGUUUUGAUCGCAGGGGUUCCAGGUCACCCCGUCGUUAUAGUCCAGACCGACGUGGUGCACCUUCGCGCCGAGAGUUUGAUUCCUACGUACCGAGAGGCAACCGGCGAAGUCGUCAAAGCCCUCGAUCAUAUGCUCGUUCAGUAUCGCGCUCACCGUCUCUUUCCAGAUCACCUCCUCGUCGCUCGUACCGCUCAGAUGAACGCAACAGGAGACGCCCGCGAUCUGCGAGCAGGUCACCGUCUCCAGAUGGAAGGGGAUACAAGAGGAACAGGCGCCGAAGCCCACCAUACGGUGACGAACGAGAUAGAUCUGUUGCCCGCAAUGAAUCAUCAUCACGCUCACCUAGUCCCAGAAGAACCCGCCGACGCUAUUCGUCAGUCUCUUCGCGCAAUCCUUCACGCUCUCCAACGCCGCCACGAACUCGCAGAGGACGAGACCGCUCCCCUUCCCGAACUAGAGUCAGACGGAAUACCUCUUCAGUUUCUGUAUCUCGCUCAAGAUCUCGGCAGCCGAGUUACAAGAAUCGUAGGAGGCGGUCUUCAUCUCGUCGAUCGGAAGAUCGAAGCGUAAGAGGGUCAAAAACUGAUAUUGCUGCAAAAAGCCGAUCUUUUAGAGACGACCGUCGACUGAGUCGCAGCACUUCAUCUAGACGAGAUCGCUCUGUCUCUCGCAGUCCAAGCCCAAGAGGCGAUAGAAAAAGGCGUCGAUCACUUGAGCGAUAUGCACCAGCAGCCAGACGGCGGCACAACGAUUCUCCUGGCUCCCCACACGCAGAAAGGAAACAAUCUUCUGCAGACGUGGAGGACAUCAAAAUGCAGGAUGGCAGCGAAGGGAACUGAUUUGCAAAUGAACUGCUGCAAACAGGCUAAGGAGCGAACAAGUAACAAACUGCGCCUCUCCGCCAACGAGCUUCGAGAGAGGGUACUGAAAGAAAGGCUGAAAGCUAUGCGUCGUAAAGCGUCAAACGAGAAGACAGAGGAUGUUGCCUAGUUCAGGUAGGUUACACUUGUUGUGCGCAUAGUCAAUCCGGGAAUCCCUACUUCCCUCUCAAAAUCAGACACUAUUAUCGAAGUCGUCUUGCUUCCAGUUCGGACAGUAA
Molecule: messenger RNA, 1598 nt
Organism: Talaromyces stipitatus ATCC 10500
Lineage: Eukaryota; Fungi; Ascomycota; Eurotiomycetes; Eurotiales; Trichocomaceae
Product: PWI domain mRNA processing protein, putative
Exons: 5
Coding region: 1-1338 (445 amino acids)
Biological process (GO): regulation of mRNA splicing, via spliceosome; mRNA processing
Cellular component (GO): spliceosomal complex
Molecular function (GO): RNA binding
Source: RefSeq, a predicted model, not a curated record